Messenger RNA from Protopterus annectens (West African lungfish), 1928 nucleotides. RefSeq names its product serine/threonine-protein phosphatase 2A 55 kDa regulatory subunit B beta isoform. NCBI's taxonomy places the organism in Eukaryota, Metazoa, Chordata, Ceratodontiformes, Protopteridae. Bases 499 to 1830 code for a protein of 443 amino acids. Gene Ontology annotation, biological process: peptidyl-serine dephosphorylation. The transcript has 9 exons. The record is from RefSeq and is a predicted model, not a curated record. Gene Ontology annotation, molecular function: protein phosphatase regulator activity; protein binding. Gene Ontology annotation, cellular component: cytosol; protein phosphatase type 2A complex.
GUUCCAUGCAGCAGUCAGCUGUGUGACUGGGAACAGAGAGAGAGAGAGAGAGACAGGCAAGCACACCAAGGUGGUGCUGACGCAUUACUGCACUUCCAACUGACUACAGAAAUCCAAUAAUCACAUCCUCUCCUAAUCCAUCUGCCUGAUCAACGUGUAUGUGUUUCUCUGCUAUUCUGUUUUUUUUUUUAAUUCCAAGUGGCACCAGACUGUCAAUAGCGGAUAACUUGAAUAUUGGGUUUUGGUCUGCAAUUCUGUAAAGGACCUCUUUACAAAAGCAUCCUGCUGGACUUUUCAGUCUCUUAGAAACAUGCUAUUUUACUGACAGUUCUAUCCAAGCACAAGUUCCUUUCUCUGAAAGGUGAGCAGAGAUUUAUUUCUGCAAGAGAACCAUGGUGUGUUUAAAGCAGCUCUCCCUCCCUCUUUGCUGAGGCUUGUACUGGGGGAUCAUGGAUACUUGUCUGUUUGCUUCUGAUUUUCAAACUAACUCUGCUGUAAAUGGAGGAAGAUAUUGAUACCCGCAAAAUAAACAACAGUUUCCUGCGUGAUCACAGCUAUGCAACCGAAGCUGACAUUAUCUCUACAGUAGAAUUCAACCACACUGGAGAAUUACUAGCGACAGGAGACAAGGGGGGUCGAGUUGUAAUAUUUCAGCGAGAGCAGGAGAGUAAGAACCAGCCUCAUCGUAGAGGUGAAUACAAUGUUUACAGUACCUUUCAAAGCCACGAGCCUGAGUUUGAUUAUCUGAAGAGUUUAGAGAUUGAAGAAAAGAUUAACAAAAUCAGAUGGCUUCCACAGCAAAAUGCUGCAUACUUUCUACUCUCUACUAAUGAUAAAACUGUCAAGUUAUGGAAAAUCAGUGAGAGAGAUAAAAGGCCAGAAGGUUACAACCUCAAAGAUGAAGAUGGUAGACUUAGAGAUCUUUCUACAAUCUCAACGCUACGGGUACCUGUUUUAAAACCCAUGGACCUUAUGGUAGAAGCAACCCCAAGAAGAGUGUUUGCCAAUGCCCACACGUAUCAUAUCAACUCAAUCUCUGUGAACAGUGAUUAUGAAACUUACAUGUCAGCGGACGAUCUUAGGAUAAAUCUAUGGCAUCUGGAAAUAACCAAUCGAAGCUUCAACAUUGUAGAUAUAAAGCCUGCAAAUAUGGAGGAGUUAACAGAGGUAAUCACAGCUGCGGAGUUCCACCCUUACCAGUGCCAUACGUUUGUGUACAGCAGCAGUAAAGGGACAAUCCGGUUGUGUGACAUGAGAGCAUCGGCGCUGUGUGACAAGCAUUACAAAUUUUUUGAAGAACCAGAGGAUCCGAGUAAUAGAUCAUUUUUCUCUGAAAUCAUCUCAUCAAUAUCAGAUGUCAAAUUCAGUCACAGUGGAAGGUAUAUAAUGACAAGGGAUUACCUCACAGUCAAGGUUUGGGAUGUAAACAUGGAGAACAGGCCUAUUGAAACUUAUCAGGUACAUGAUUACCUCCGCAGUAAGCUGUGCUCGCUGUAUGAAAAUGAUUGCAUAUUUGAUAAAUUUGAAUGUGUCUGGAAUGGAACUGACAGUGUUAUAAUGACAGGUUCCUACAACAAUUUUUUCAGAAUGUUUGAUCGUAACACAAAACGGGAUGUUACAUUGGAAGCAUCAAAAGAAAACAGCAAGCCGAGAGCUAUUCUAAAGCCUCGAAAAGUGUGCAUGGGUGGAAAAAGAAGGAAAGAUGAAAUCAGUGUGGACAGUUUGGACUUUAGUAAAAAGAUUCUGCAUACAGCAUGGCAUCCUUCGGAAAACAUUAUAGCAGUUGCAGCAACAAAUAAUCUAUAUAUAUUCCAAGAUAAGGUUAACUAGGACAACUUACUUUUUAAUUUGACUCCCAGAAUAUAUUUCAGUUUUAUAAUUCAUUCAGGAUUUAUUAAACAUUCUUUCAAGUGGCAAUUAGAAAAAGG